Messenger RNA from Salvia splendens (bonfire salvia), 923 nucleotides. Its product is annotated as protein PLANT CADMIUM RESISTANCE 10. The coding region runs from base 214 to 786 and encodes 190 amino acids. Lineage: Eukaryota; Viridiplantae; Streptophyta; Magnoliopsida; Lamiales; Lamiaceae. The transcript is spliced from 4 exons. The record is from RefSeq and is a predicted model, not a curated record.
AAUUACCAGACGCAUAUACCUUUAUACUUAUCAGAGAAUCGUUAUGCGACUUGAAUAAAAUAAAUUAAGCUUCUCUCUAUUUCAAUCAGACUACACUCAUUUAUAAUCUCUCUCCUCAAAUUUGAAAAUUGUGAACAAUUCUCUGCAGUUCUCUGAUUGCUGCUCAAGGUUGUGAACAGGAAAGAGCUGUGAAUUCUCUGGUCUUCAAGUAAUAUGGUCGGCCAGAACGCAUAUGUUCCACCACGUUACAUUCCCCUCGAGCAGUCAGAUGCACAAGCAGAUGUAGUACCUCCUCCUUCAGAUGUUGAUCCUAGACCACAACACAACAGUAGUGUUCCAGGGCAGUGGUCCUCGGGAAUCUGUGCUUGUUUCGAUGAUAUGCAGAGCUGUUGUGUUGGGCUUAUUUGCCCGUGCUAUCUUUUUGGGAGAAACGCAGAGUCUUUGGGUUCUGGAACUCUAAUAGGAUCGUGUAUGAUGCAUUUUGUAUUAUGGGCUCUUGUGAAUACUCUAUGCUGUGUGAUGACGGAAGGUGUUAUGUUGGGCGCCCCUGGAUGCCUUGUAGCCUGUUAUGCAUGUGGCUAUCGGAGGACUUUAAGGGAAAACUACAAUUUGGAGGAAGCACCAUGUGGAGACUUUGUCACACAUUUCUUCUGUCACUUAUGCGCCAUGUGUCAAGAAUACAGAGAAAUCCGCGAAAGAUCUCAAGACCUAAAUUCCAGUAGCCGGAAUAUGGUGGAAUUGGCCGCUCCUCCUGUACAGAAUAUGGGACCAGCUUCACCAAAAUAGACUUUUCUCCCUUGUAUUGUUUCUACCACUCUGAAUGCUUCUGUCAUGUCUUCAUAAUAUUUACCUCAAUUUAUGAUAUGUAUUUUUUUUUGAAGGAGAAACGGCUUACCAAUUAACCUGAGCUUUGUUGUCCUCAA